Messenger RNA from Brachypodium distachyon (stiff brome), 1524 nucleotides. Its product is annotated as photosystem II stability/assembly factor HCF136, chloroplastic. NCBI's taxonomy places the organism in Eukaryota, Viridiplantae, Streptophyta, Magnoliopsida, Poales, Poaceae. The transcript is spliced from 8 exons. Gene Ontology annotation, molecular function: protein binding. The record is from RefSeq and is a predicted model, not a curated record. The coding region runs from base 69 to 1238 and encodes 389 amino acids.
CAAAGCAAACGCGCGGCUUCCCGGGAAACACCAACGCCUCUGAAAAGCUCUGCUGCUUCCAUCCAUCCAUGGCGACCGCCGCCGCCGCGCUCCACCUCCUCCUCCCAAACUCAUCGCGCCGCCGCUGCCGCCUCCUGGUCCCGCGCGCCUCCUCCUCUUCCUCUUCGUCGCCGACGCGCCGCGGCCUCAUUGCCGACACCGCCACGGCGGCGGCCGCCAUGGCCGCCGCGCCUCUGCUCCCCUGGACCCCGGCGGCGCGCGCGGAGGAUCUGUCGGAGUGGCAGCGCGUGAAGCUCCCCAUCGACCCCGGCGUCGUGCUCCUCGACAUCGCCUUCGUCCCCGACGACCCCUCCCACGGAUUCCUUCUGGGGACGAGGCAGACGAUACUGGAGACGAAAGACGGCGGCAACAGCUGGUUCCCGCGCUCCAUCCCUUCCGCGGAGGACGAGGACUUCAACUACAGGUUCAACUCCGUCAGCUUCAUGGGCAAAGAGGGAUGGAUCGUCGGCAAGCCGGCCAUAUUGCUGCACACCAAGGAUGCAGGGGAGAGUUGGGAGAGGAUCCCCUUGAGCGCACAGCUUCCAGGCGACAUGGUUUACAUCCAAGCUACCGGGGAGCAGAGUGCGGAGAUGGUGACCGACGAGGGAGCCAUCUAUGUUACUUCUAACCGGGGAUACAACUGGAAGGCUGCUGUGCAGGAGACUGUCUCAGCCACUCUCAACAGAACAGUUUCGAGCGGCAUUAGCGGUGCGAGUUACUAUACCGGGACUUUCAACACGGUAAACCGCUCACCUGAUGGCCGCUAUGUCGCCGUCUCCAGCCGUGGGAACUUCUACUUGACCUGGGAGCCUGGGCAGCUGUAUUGGCAACCGCACAAUAGGGCCGUGGCACGACGGAUACAGAACAUGGGAUGGAGGGCAGAUGGCGGUCUCUGGCUUCUGGUGCGCGGCGGUGGACUCUUCCUCAGUAAAGGAACCGGGAUUACUGAAGAGUUUGAGGAAGCAUCAGUGCAAAGCCGGGGGUUUGGAAUCCUUGAUGUGGGCUACCGUUCAAAGGAUGAGGCAUGGGCUGCAGGUGGGAGCGGCGUCCUGCUGAAAACAAUGAACGGCGGCAAGUCCUGGGUGCGUGACAAGGCCGCCGAUAACAUCCCCGGGAAUCUCUACUCCGUAAAGUUCGUCGGUGACAACCAAGGAUUCGUGCUGGGGAACGAUGGCGUCUUGCUCCGAUACGUUGGAUGAAGUAACGGAAUUCGCUGCGGUUAUUCAAAUCCUUUUUUGUACGUAACGAUAAUUCAUAUAUAUACCUACUAUACGCGCACACACGUGAAAGGCUGCUGCUGAUUUGUUUCUCAGCAUUCUUUCUUCUGCAAGAGAGUGUAAAUCUUCUGACCAAUUGUCAUCAGCAUCCAACAGAACUAUGUGAGCACAUUUAUGUAUCUGAAUCUGAUGCUCUGAAGCUCGUGAAUUGCAUGCGAAUGAGUUGAUAGGCGUCAGAGGUCUCAAGAAUGCUAAUUUGAACUUGAAA